Messenger RNA from Vigna umbellata (rice bean), 1287 nucleotides. RefSeq names its product putative long-chain-alcohol O-fatty-acyltransferase 1. The record is from RefSeq and is a predicted model, not a curated record. Gene Ontology annotation, biological process: lipid metabolic process. NCBI's taxonomy places the organism in Eukaryota, Viridiplantae, Streptophyta, Magnoliopsida, Fabales, Fabaceae.
AUCCUGAAAUCCGUGGAAGAUCAUUCCUAAUUUUCCACCAUCCAGAUUGAAGGAAGAAAAAAAAAUCAGAAGAAUGGAUGAUGAAAUUGUGAUGUUCAUGAAGGUGUGGCUCACAACCAUCUCAUGUCUCUGCUACUGUUAUUACAUAUCUUCUACAAUACCAAAAGGAUUCUUCAGACUUCUCUCCCUCCUUCCAAUUCUCUACCUCUUCCUCAUCCUUCCUUUCAAUCUCUCAUCCUUCCACCUUGGUGGCCCCACCACCUUCUUCCUUGUUUGGCUGGGCACUUUCAAACUCCUCCUUUUCUCCUUCAACCAAGGCCCUCUUGCUCAAUCACCCUCAAACAUUCUCCAUUUCAUCUCCUUAGCUUCCCUCCCCAUCAGCCUCAACCACAACAUCUCCAAACCCAAACUCAAACCCAAAUGGCUUUUUCCCCUAAAAGUGCUUAUCUUUCCCUUCAUCAUACAUGCUUACAACUACACCCACAAUCUCCACCCCUAUUUCAUCUUAUUCCUUUACUGCUGUCACAUGUACCUUGGCAUAGAACUUUUCUUAGCCCUCACUGCUAUCCCGGUUCAAACCCUUCUAGGGUUUGACUUGCAACCUCAAUUCGACGAACCUUACCUUUCAACUUCCCUUCAAGACUUUUGGGGUCGUAGGUGGAACCUAAUGGUUACUGGUAUUCUACGUCCCUCCGUAUUCCACCCCGUAUACCGUAUAUCUACACGUUUUCUGGGUCCCUCUUGUUCCGCCUCCACUGCUGUGCUGGCUACUUUCCUUGUGUCCGGACUCAUGCAUGAGUUAAUAUAUUAUUAUCUCACACGCGCGCCUCCCACGUGGGAAGUUACCUGCUUUUUUGUGCUCCAUGGGGUGUGCACGGUGGCGGAGGUGGCGGUGAAAAAGGUGAUGCUCCGCCGUGGGUGGCGGUUGCAUGGAGUGGUGUCGACGGCGCUUGUGUUGGCGUUCUUGGCGGCAACCGGGAGGUGGUUGUUUUUUCCUCAAUUGUUGAGGAAUGGUGUGGAGAAAAAGGCCAUCGAGGAGUGUGCAACAUUGGUGAAUUUUGUGAUGUCGAAGCUACAGUUGCAUUUGUUAACUUUUUCAUUGUUCUGAGAAUGUUUCUGGAGAAUGAUUUUGUUACCAUUCUUAAAAUAAAGUUACCAUUUAUGUAUCAGAGGAUUCGUGAUGAUGCUGAUAUUUUGAGGUUUAUGUCUAUUGUUGUGAAGGGUGUUCACAACCAAAUAAUUUAUACAAUUACGGAAGAUUAAUGUAAUAAGAAUCGACGGAUUAAA